CGCGAAGUUUCGAAAAGCGCGGGCAACAUCCGGGCACCUGGGGCCCUCGAGCUGAGGCGCGCCGGGUGACUUGAGUUUUUAAGGACUGCAGCCAUGCUGAAGUGCGGGAUGAACGGCAGUCAGUAUUUGGGAAAGCAAUCCAAGCUCUCUCACGAAUUAGUGAUGAGCUGUGGCUAGACCCCUCUGAAAAAGGUCUUGCUUUAAGAUCAAUGAAUUCUUGUCGGUCAGCAUAUGGAUGUGUCCUCUUCUCGCCUGUGUUUUUUCAACAUUAUCAAUGGUCAACCUCAGUGAAAAUGAAUGAUAGUGACACAAUAUCGAAUUUAAAUUGCAAAUUGGGAAUGAAGUCAAUUCUGCCCAUCUUUAGAUGUCUGAAUUCCCUCGAAAGAAAUGUAGAGAAGUGCAGAAUAUUUACCAGAUCUGAUAAGUGCAAAGUAGUUAUUCAAUUCUUUUGCAGACAUGGUAUGAAAAGGAUUCAUAAUGUGUGUUUUCAAGAAAGUCAGCCUUUGCAAGUUAUUUUUGAAAAGAAUAUGUGUUCUAAUACACUAGUGGUUCAACCAAGAGUGCUUGCUGAGGCAAUUGUUCUUUUUACAUCGAGUCAAGAGGAAGUUACUCUUGCUGUUACUCCACUGAAUGUUUGCAUUAAGAGUUCUAAUGAGGAAUCAAUGGAUUUGACCAAUUCUGUAUACAGUGAGAUGUUUGUUGGGCCAGAUGAGUUUGACUUCUUUCAAAUUGGAGUCGACACUGAAAUAACAUUUUGCUUCAAAGAACUGAAGGGAAUGCUGACAUUUUCAGAAGCUACACAUGCUCCUAUAGCCAUUCACUUUGAUUUUCCUGGGAAACCCAUGGCUUUAAGUAUUAACGACAUGUUAUUGGAAGCCAACUUUAUUUUGGCUACAUUAGCUGAUGAGCCAAGUAGAGCAUCUUCUCCACAAUCACUGUGUCUUUCACAAAAACGAAAAAGGUCAGAGCCGAUACAUUCAAAUUCAAAGGCUGGUAAAAAUGUAACCAGCAAGUCCCCAGAGUAUAUCUCAAGAAAAGCAGUACCCAGAAGGCUUUGUUCUAACGAGACUCCCACGAACAUCUCUUCACUGGAAAAUUGUGGCAGCCCUUUAACAAAAAGAGUGAAUGGAGAUGGAGACAUUAGUGAAGUACCAGAAAGCAGCAUCAGCGACUCCGAGGAAGUGCCAGGGUCUCCUUACCUCAGGAAGUUUUCCUGCAUGUUCUUUGGAGCAGUUUCUUCUGACCAACGAGAACACUUCAACCACCCCUUCAGCAGUCUGGCAACAGCAAGUGACAGUGAAGAGGAUGUGAAUAAUGGCAGUUUUUCCACAUUCUAACACUUCAUGAUGGCUGAGCUGGCCCCCCACCCAUUUACUGGCUCACUUGCACCUCAAACACAUUUUCACACUUAAGUCUAUGAUGGUAUUGUCUUGGACUUCCUUGAAAGAGAGAAUGGGCUACUGGUUUUUUAAACAUCAUCUUAUACAACAACCAUAUCUAGAAAUAGAGGCUUGUCAAGUAAACGUAAUUUGCUUUAAGUCCAUUAUGCUACUUGGGAGGCAGAAGAAUUUUCUGUGCAGGGAAAAAGCUCAUUAGAAAUUCUUCAAUUCAGUGCACGUUCACACUAGAGUUGUUAGCAUUUUUUUUGCCAGUUUUAUAAAGGUAUUUAAACUUUCUUUAGCAGCCAUUUCGAGUGCAUUAAUAUGGCUUGUAGAAUUUAGGUAUCUUUUAUAUUUGAUUGUAAACAUUUGAGUUUGGGUGUUUUCAGACUUAGUAAAAAGUUAUGCAGUCUUUUCUCAUGUAAUGCCAUAACUUUUUUUUUGUCCAUUGCUUGUUAUAUAUCAUUAAGAUUUUAAGUAAAAUAAUGUGAUUUUAAAAUUUUGCAGUGUGAUGCAGAAAAGAAUGAAAGUGAUGCCAAAAAUUAUCUCUGUAUUAUCUGAUAUAGAACAGCAGCCUCCACUGCUAAGAAAGCCUGGGUGUGGAGUGGAAUGAGGUGGAAGAUGAAUGUCUCUGUUCUUUGCCUCUUUAAGAAUUAGCUUGUUACCUGCACCAACUAAAAAAUCUGGCACAGAAAUAUUGUUAUGUAAUAUUUCUUGAUGCAUGUCUCCCUCCCCCAAACCUGUUUAUAGUCAAUUAUAACCUGACAAACUAGACUUUUGUAACACCUUAUUGUUAAGUCUGUGAAACCACCAAAUCGCAAGGAAAUGUUAACUGGCAAGCAAUUGUGCUUUAGAUUUUGUGAGGAAUUAAUAAAACAAAGGCGGCUGAGCAGAUUAGUAAACUUCAGAACUGUGAACAGAGUUCUAACUAAAACCAGAAUGAGUCUGGCUCUUAUAGCUGGUAAUGAGUCAGAGCUACCCACAAUAAGCUAAUAAAAACAAGUUCAUCCCAAAAUGUUCCUCAGUGAAUGAAAAUGGGCUUUCACCAAGCUUUUUGUGGAAACUGGCAAUGCCCACAUAAUUUCACAUUGUAGGCUAAAGAUUUAUGUAUUUUUGCUUACACUGAUGAUUAACACUGAAUUUUACAUAUUCCUAAUAAAUGCAGAUGACUACACAGAGAACAUUUAUACCCGCGAGUAACUGUAGGUCUCCUUGCUGAGGAUGAAGUUUCUGAUUCACUCAUUGAAAUGGGCCAGGGUGGUUUAGGCUGUGAAGGCAUCAUCCUCAGUAAUCACCUAGAGGCAGCGCUGGUCUAUAAAAGAUAGUUUACACUGUCAAACUGUAUAUAGUUUGGAUUUUUAGAAUUUGGAUACAGAAUGCUAAAUUUAAAUGACAUCACAUACCAUUUAGAGGAUGCAAAAGCCUUCUCAGCUGGGAAAACAUCUCUAUCCUACAUUCAAUUAUUAAUCCAUUUUGAUGAAUUUUUGAGGAAGCUAAACUGAUGUAGUAAAUCAGCUGGUAAAAAAGAGCCUUAGCAGAUAAACUAGUAAAAGGCAG
Hippopotamus amphibius kiboko is the source of this 2936-nucleotide messenger RNA. RefSeq names its product RAD9 checkpoint clamp component B (gene RAD9B). The transcript has 11 exons. The coding region runs from base 210 to 1337 and encodes 375 amino acids. Lineage: Eukaryota; Metazoa; Chordata; Mammalia; Artiodactyla; Hippopotamidae. The record is from RefSeq and is a predicted model, not a curated record. Gene Ontology annotation, cellular component: checkpoint clamp complex. Gene Ontology annotation, biological process: cellular response to ionizing radiation; DNA replication checkpoint signaling; mitotic intra-S DNA damage checkpoint signaling.